Brassica oleracea var. oleracea is the source of this 419-nucleotide messenger RNA. RefSeq lists its product as uncharacterized. Lineage: Eukaryota; Viridiplantae; Streptophyta; Magnoliopsida; Brassicales; Brassicaceae. The transcript has 4 exons. The record is from RefSeq and is a predicted model, not a curated record. The coding region runs from base 59 to 415 and encodes 118 amino acids.
CAAACCUUCCCAUAGAAAAAGAAAACCACAUACAAAAUCAGCCACAACUUUUUCAAUAAUGGCGAACGAAAACUCGAGCUUCCAAGAAUUAGCCAUAGGAACUACGGUUAGCUUCAAAAGGGGGAGUACCGGAGAGCGGUUUCAUGGAUCGGUCUUCUAUUUUAGCCCACAAUUAAAUGGUUCCCUUUUUGGAAUCCAGAACGUAGGUGUGUGGAGGGUGGAUGGAAGAUAUGAACGUAUCUCAGGGUUUAACCACUUCAAUCUAAACGACAUCACGGAGUUGCAAGUGAAUGUAGUUCCUAGGCAAAACCCCAACACUCAGGAUGCUCAAAACAAUAAUAAUAAUGAUGGAUCUUCAUCCAAGUCAAUUGAGAGCAAAAUGGGAGCCCUCCGCCUUGAUCCACCUUCGAAGUGACUUG